Messenger RNA from Stegostoma tigrinum, 1568 nucleotides. RefSeq names its product antigen peptide transporter 1. Gene Ontology annotation, biological process: transmembrane transport. The record is from RefSeq and is a predicted model, not a curated record. Lineage: Eukaryota; Metazoa; Chordata; Chondrichthyes; Orectolobiformes; Stegostomatidae. The coding region runs from base 564 to 1568 and encodes 334 amino acids. The transcript has 6 exons. Gene Ontology annotation, cellular component: membrane. Gene Ontology annotation, molecular function: ATP binding; ABC-type oligopeptide transporter activity.
ACAUUUUCAGUUCAGAGGGUGGCGGGGGUCUGGAACGUUCUAUGUAGGAGGGUAAUUGAGGUGGGAAACCUCACAACCUUUAGAAUAAGCGUCUGAAUGAACACUUUUAAGUGUCAUAACAUUCAAGGCUACGAGCCUAGUGUGGGAAGAUGGAGUUGGUGUGGUAUUUAUUGGCGGUAAAAGCUCGAAUGGCCUCUUCUGUGGUGUACGAUUCUAACAAUUGACCCGUGUGUAUGCGUGAGUGACAGAGAGAGAAAAAAAACCCUGCAUAUCUGACACUUCGUAUAUUGAAUUGAACAAGGGCACGGCUUCACUUGGUUUCACUUUCAGUCUCCGUGUUGACAGAGGCGGUUCCGGACCCGGUGAGGAGAGGGAGGGUGUGUGGGGAAAUUCCCGGCUGAAAGGUUUACCGAGUGGCUGGACAAGGUCGGUUAUCUCCAGCCUUUUGCCGUUUUCCCGAAGAGAACUCCAGCUCCUGAGCACCGUGUGUUAGAGAGAGAGAGAGAGAGAGCGCCGGCCGCUGUGCUCCAGCAGAAACAGGUUCUCUGGGCUAACUCCGCUGAAUGAAGAUGACACUUACUGUUCCGCUGAUCUCCAUUCCACUGCUGGAUGUUAUUGCCACAUGGACACUGAGCCUGGCCAUGUACCACUGGGGCCUGGCUGAGCCAGUGCUCGCUCUCUGGCUGCUCUCACUGCUGCGUGUGGGCCUGCUGGCUGCCGCAUUGCAGGCCUGCUCACUUUCCCGGUCCAAGCUGCCGGCCUGGCUGCAGCCCACGGAUCUAUCCUGGAUGCUGGUCAUGUCCGGCCUGCUCACACCGGCCUACGUCAGCCUGGUGAUGGCCGCUGGCCUCUCCUCCACAGAGAUGCUUUAUGGGCUGCACAACUGGAGUGCCCUGGCCCUCAACUACGCCAGCACGGGCCUGGUCUUCUUGCUGCGCUGGCACUUCUCGCCUCCAGGCUCCAAAGGGCAGUCCGCAGGCGAGGCAGGAACCAAGGCCACCGUGUCCCGACUGCUGGCCUGUAUGAAGCCCGAUAUCGGCCGCUUCCUCGUGGUGGCGCUGUUCCUGGUCCUGUCUUCACUGGGGGAGAUGGCGAUACCCUAUUACACUGGCCGGAUGACUGACUGGGUGAUGAAUGAAGACGACCCUUCAGCGUUCUCCAACUCCAUCAUUGCAAUGUCCUUGAUCACCAGCGCAAGUGCUCUGACAGAGUUUUUCUGCGACUGUGCCUACAAUGUUACAAUGACAGGCAUCCACACACGUAUUCAGAGCUCCGUGUUUCGAUCAGUGGUGCGGCAGGAAAUUGCUUUCUUUGACACUGUGCACACAGGUGACAUCACAUCCCGGAUCACCACAGAUACAAACACGAUGAGUGAGUCGCUGACAGAGAAGUUGAGCCUAUUGAUGUGGUAUCUGAUGCGGGCUGUCUUUCUCCUGGUCUUUAUGGUCAAGCUGUCCUUUAAACUGACCUUGUUCAGCAUCAUCGGCAUGUUCAUCGUCGGUAUUGUCCCUAAGUACACUGGCAGAUACUACCAGAAACUGGCGGGAGAAAUUAAAAUUGAUCUGUAA